This is a messenger RNA of Lactuca saligna, 492 nucleotides long. The record is from the annotation of a GenBank genome assembly. NCBI's taxonomy places the organism in Eukaryota, Viridiplantae, Streptophyta, Magnoliopsida, Asterales, Asteraceae.
AUGGAAAUAUCCCCAACUCUUGCUGCAGAAAGCUUUUCCUUUAGUUGGUUGACAAACAAUAGAGCUUCUUUCAAAGAAGAAACAAAGUGUUUUUUCGAAGAGUCAUCAAGCGAUUUCAGUUUUGGCGUUUUGGCAUCGACCUCUACAACAACUGCUGAUGAGAUGUUUUCUGAGGGACGUAUUCUUCCGAAGCACUUUAUCAUCUCAAAUUCGGCUCCCGCAACACCUUCUUUGAAGGCUAUUCGUAUAUAUAAUACAGAAAAUAUUCAAUCACACAAUAUAUUUAGAGAAUGGAAAAAAUCGUCAAAACGAGUGAUGAAAAAAUUGUUUGGGUAUUUGAGAUUUAGGAAAGGUGAGAGGGACAUUGAUAGUAUCAAAUCAGCUCGUGGAAAAUCGUUGGUACAUUAUUCUUAUUCUAUGGACGUUUCAUAUGAAUUUGACAAUUCGAUUUCUGAUGCAGUUCUUCACUGUAAAAGAUCAAAUGGUGCUUGA